AUGGCACCCCCGUCCUCGGAACCCAGCAAGCGCAAGGCGACGGAGAAACCCGUCUCGCCUCCGCCGGUGAAGCGCAAGGCCCGUAGCAACAUAUCGAAGGAAAACGUCGCACAGUUCUUCACCCCCGUCUCCGAGAAGCAGCCCGACCUCGUCACCUGGAGCGAGCGCACCCCCGAAGGCGAGACGCGUCCCACCCUGCUCGUCGGCCGCUAUCAGCCCGAGGACGUGGGCGAAGCCGACAAGAAGGAGAGGAGGAAGAUAGCCGCAUUCGAUCUGGACUCGACGUUGAUCACGACAGAGUCGGGCAAUAUAUUCCCCAAGGACGACCAGGACUGGCAAUGGUGGGAUGCAAGCGUGCCGUCUCGCCUGCGGCGGCUAUACAGAAAGGAACACUACCGCAUUGUGAUCUUUAGCAACCAGGGCGGCAUAGUGUUGCGCGCGGACCCGAAGGUCAAGGGGUCCGAGAAGAAGCAGGAGAGAGCAAGCGCCUUCAAGCGGAAGUGCACUGCCGUGCUCAAGGCCCUCGACAUACCGGUCUCGCUCUACGCGGCGGCGGAGCACGACGUCUUCCGCAAGCCGCGCACCGGCAUGUGGGCCGAGUUCUGCCGCGACUACGGCAUUUCGGCGGACGCGAUCGACCGCGCCCGCAGCGUCUUCGUCGGCGACGCCGGCGGCCGCGGCGCGCGCCCGAAGAGCGGCGACGGGACCCCCGCCAUCCGCAAGGACCCCAGCUGCGUCGACCGCGACUUCGCGCACAACCUCGGCCUCGCCUACAAGGAGCCCGAGGACUACUUCCACGGCGACGCGCCCCGCGAGUUCACCCGGGCCUUCGACCUCGCCGCGCACCCGUACACCGAGCCGGACGCGCAGGCCGCCGGCGUCGCGUUCGAGAAGACGAACGAGAAGGACGUCGUCCUGUUCUGCGGCCCCCCCGGCGCCGGCAAGAGCACCUUCUACCAGCGCUACCUGGAGCCGCUCGGCUACGAGCGCGUGAACAUGGACCUGCUGAAGACGCGCGAAAAGUGCUUCAAAGCUGCGGCGGAGCUCCUCCGCGACGGGAGCUCCGUAGUUGUCGACAGCACGAACCCCGACCCGGAAGGCAGGAAGAAGUGGAUCGAUCUCGCGCGGGACCACGGCGUGCCCAUCCGCUGCCUCUGGUUCGACGUGCCCAAGGAAGUGUGCCAGCACAACGACGCCGUCCGGGCGUUCAACAAGUCGCUGAACCCCGAGGCCCGCACGGUGCUGCCCGUGGUCGCGUGGAACACGUUCUUCUCGCGCCUGCGCCCGCCCCAGGCCGCGGCCGAGGGCUUCCAGGACGUGCGCCGCGUCCCGUUCGCGUUCCGCGGCUCCCGCGACGAGUACGCCGUCUGGGCCCGCUACUGGUACUGA
This is a messenger RNA of Durotheca rogersii, 1389 nucleotides long. RefSeq names its product PNK3P-domain-containing protein. The record is from RefSeq and is a predicted model, not a curated record. NCBI's taxonomy places the organism in Eukaryota, Fungi, Ascomycota, Sordariomycetes, Xylariales, Xylariaceae. The coding region runs from base 1 to 1389 and encodes 462 amino acids. Gene Ontology annotation, molecular function: double-stranded DNA binding; ATP-dependent polydeoxyribonucleotide 5'-hydroxyl-kinase activity; polynucleotide 3'-phosphatase activity. The transcript has 6 exons. Gene Ontology annotation, biological process: DNA repair.